Molecule: messenger RNA, 807 nt
Organism: Aureococcus anophagefferens
Lineage: Eukaryota; Pelagophyceae; Pelagomonadales; Pelagomonadaceae
Exons: 1
Biological process (GO): translational termination
Molecular function (GO): translation release factor activity
Source: RefSeq, a predicted model, not a curated record
GAGCUCGAGGCGGCGAUGACGGGCCCCUACGACGGCUGCGACUGCCGCCUGGAGAUCACGGCGGGCGCCGGCGGCCUCGACGCCCAGGAGUGGACGGCCAUGGUCGCGCGCAUGUACGCGCGCUUCGGCGAGAAGCGGGGGUUCUCCGUCGUCGAGGCGGAGCGGUCCGAGGGCGACCACCCCGGCUGCGUCAAGGGCGUGUCCCUCGAGAUCCGGGGCGCGAACGCCUUCGGCCUGUUCCGCGGCGAGAAGGGCGCCCACCGCCUCGUGCGCCAGUCGCCCUUCAACUCCGCGGCGAAGCGGCAGACGUCGUUCGCGUCCGUGGAACCGACCCCCGACCUGCCCGACGACCACCCGGACCUGCCCGCGGACGUCGCCGAGCUGGACCCGGCGGACCUGGAGGUGACGACGGCGCGGGCCGGCGGGGCCGGCGGGCAGAACGUGAACAAGGUCGAGACGGCCGUGCGCAUGACGCACGUCCCGACGGGGCUGCGGGUGCGCUGCGCGCGCGAGCGCACGCAGGGCGCGAACAAGGCCAUCGCGCUGACCAUGCUCCGCGCGAAGCUCGUGGCCGCGAUGGCCGAGCAGCGCGCGGCGACGCUCGCGGACAUCCGCGGCGACCGCGUCGCCGCGGACUUCGGCGCGUCCGUGCGGUCCUACGUGCUCCACCCCUACAAGCUCGUCAAGGACGACAAGCACGAGACGCCGCACGCGACGGACGUGCUCGACGGCGACCUCGGCCCGUUUCUGGACGCGGAGCUGCGGCGGCGGGCGAGGGGGGAGGAGGCGGGGGAUUCGAACGGGUAA